AAAAUUUAAAAGUUCAAGCGACAAAAAUGAAGCAAGCUUCCGAAAAUCGUUUCCGUCCCGGCGAAGUUGGUCAGUCAGUAACGGUUAAGAUUCCAGACGUCGAUAGGGCCCGUAGUGAUUUUAGAAAUAUUAUUGGAGUUAUUCUUUCGAUUAACAAUAACAUGUACGAAAUAGGGACUAAGGAAGGUCGCCUUUCAACUUUGUAUAGUAGAAACCAAUUUGUAAUUUACAAGGAAAGAUUUCUGAAAGUCGAUGAUGUGCCACAAACCAAGAUUUCACUCCGAGAGACAGCACGGACAUUUUCUAAUUUGGGUGGUCAGGGCUACGACCGAUGUACGUGUGUACAAAAAUAUAAAACACGGAAGUGCAAGUGCAAAGCUGCGGAGAGACUAUGCACAUCAAAAUGCCACGGGAGUAGUGCAUGCGAUAAUAAGUAAUAAAUUGAUAAUAUUGA
Molecule: messenger RNA, 454 nt
Organism: Sipha flava (yellow sugarcane aphid)
Lineage: Eukaryota; Metazoa; Arthropoda; Insecta; Hemiptera; Aphididae
Exons: 2
Coding region: 27-437 (136 amino acids)
Source: RefSeq, a predicted model, not a curated record